Glycine soja is the source of this 818-nucleotide messenger RNA. RefSeq names its product malate dehydrogenase 1, glyoxysomal-like. Gene Ontology annotation, molecular function: L-malate dehydrogenase (NAD+) activity. The coding region runs from base 1 to 753 and encodes 250 amino acids. NCBI's taxonomy places the organism in Eukaryota, Viridiplantae, Streptophyta, Magnoliopsida, Fabales, Fabaceae. Gene Ontology annotation, cellular component: cytoplasm; chloroplast. The record is from RefSeq and is a predicted model, not a curated record. The transcript has 4 exons.
AUGUUCUUUAAGAGAGGUGAGUGCAGAGCAAAAGGUGGGGCACUUGGAUUCAAAGUUGAAAUUUUGGGGGCUACUGGAGGAAUUGGUCAAUCCCUUUCUUUGCAAAUGAUGAUGAACCCAUUGGUUUCAAUUCUUCAUCUUUAUGAUGUUGUCAACACCCCUAGUGUCACAACUGAUGUUAGCCACAUGGACACUGGUGUUGUGGUUCGUGGCUUUCCGGGGCAGCAACAACUUGAGAGUGCACUCACUAGCAUGGACUUGGUAAUCAUACUUGCUGGGGUGCUAAGGAAACCUAGGAUGACAAGAGAUUAUUUAUUUAAAAUAAACGUUAGAAUUGUGAGGAUCCUUUCUAGAGGAAUUGCCAAGUGCUGCCCCAAUGCAAUUGUCAACUUGAUUAGUAAUCUAGUGAAUUCCACAGUUGCUAUUGCUGCGGAGGUUUCCAAGAAAGUCGGUACAUAUGAUCCAAAGCGACUACUGGGUGUUACAACCCUUGAUGUUGUGAGGGCAAAUACUUUUGCAGAGGUACUUGGAGUUGAUCCAAGAGAGGUUGGAUGUCUUUCUGGAGUCACAAUUUUGCCUCUUUUGUCACAGGAUAAGCCUCCCAGUAGCUUCACUUCAAAAGAAACUGAAUACCUGACAAAUCGCAUCCAAAAUGGUGGAACUAAAGUUGUUGAGGUAAUGCCACAUAAACCUAUAGCUUUAACAUGUCACUGGAGUAGAAGAGGGAUAAUUCGCAAGAUUUUCUGCAUAUAAUAUAUUGAUAAUUUAGGCUCAUAUAAAUAUGUGCUUAUCCCUAUGGGCAUUUCUAAGAUGAGUUG